Fonsecaea multimorphosa CBS 102226 is the source of this 2178-nucleotide messenger RNA. RefSeq lists its product as uncharacterized. Gene Ontology annotation, biological process: telomere maintenance via telomere lengthening. The record is from RefSeq and is a predicted model, not a curated record. Bases 1 to 2178 code for a protein of 725 amino acids. NCBI's taxonomy places the organism in Eukaryota, Fungi, Ascomycota, Eurotiomycetes, Chaetothyriales, Herpotrichiellaceae. The transcript has 2 exons. Gene Ontology annotation, molecular function: protein homodimerization activity; double-stranded telomeric DNA binding.
AUGGCACGACCCUCUUCAGCCGAGCAACCUAUGCAGACUUCCAAAGGAGAAUCUAUACCCCGCCAUGAUGCAGAUCGACCUAGAAACCCUGCAGCCUCUCGGUCUCCCCUGGCAACUCCAGAUGUCGACGGCAAUCCGCGAAGCCCCAAGCGGCGACGACUUUCCACAGAUGAAGAGCAGCAGAUAAUCAAAAAUGAGGUCGAUCGGGGUGUUCCUGGAGGAUCUCCUGUGUCUGCAAAAUCUACAACCACACGGGGGGUUCAAGAUGGAGAACCUGACACAAACCUUCCGCAGCCACGACUUCCUUCCUCGGAUGGGGCUCAGGAGACCGUCAAGUCUGUCGUCAAGAUAGAAGGCUCUGAGAUGCAGGCUGGAACUUUAAAACCCGCGACAACAACCGGUGUCCAAAAUGGAAACAACGCGACAAGACCUCCACAGCAACAGUCUCCUGCAGCAAAUACCCGCCUGGAUAACUUGCCCGUCCUCGACAAGCAGUCGUCACAACUCCUGACCUUUUUGUCUCGGCUGACGCCGGCCGAAGCAAUGGGUCUCUCGAGCACGCCGAGUGCCCCAAGCACCAAAGAAUAUGCUGCGUUGCGCGCUUCAUUUGAUCGGACCCGGAGGCUCCUCAGUCCCGGAUGGCCAUUCCUGUCGCCACAUGAACUGGCACUGCGUGAGAGUCAUCACAUCGAGAUCAUCCGCAAGGCUAAUCAGGCAAUCUUCAUGUCCAGCAUUUUCACAGGGGAGAUAGGUCUUCGGGACAUGGACCGUAGCUUUCUUGCAGUGUUCGUGCCCGAAAAUGGAAAAUUGUUGAAAGCGCAGGCUUCUAUGUACCUCGAAUUGAAGACCCAGGGCUUCAUUACAGCCUGGAGAACAGGCGCUGCUCCGCCCAACGUUGUUAUGGCCGACCUCUUCGGACCUGACCUGGACAAGGCUCUAUUGGCAAGAAGGCCCGGGACCACCGGUCUGGCUCCCACAGAGCAGGAGUUCCUCAUCAGGCUUUCAUCCCGUCGCGAAAUUCUGCAAAACCACGUUAAGAACAACACUCUCGAUCAGCUCCCUUUGAAGUACAAAUGGGAGGAUUUUAGCCGAGAAGUGUCCUCCUACCUAAUCAAGCACAUCGAAAACUCAUCCAAUCCUGGUGAUGGUCUAUCCAACGAAGCCACCGACCCAACAAGGAGCCUCCAUCGGGGUCAGAUGGAAGGGCAAUUCUCCAUCCACGGCCCGCCCCUACCAGUUUCAUCGGCCGACUCCAUUCUUUCGUCGAGAUCUCCGGCCAGGCUUGCUACCGAGCUGCCAGAUGAGGGCGACUUUGUUGCGCAAGCGGCGAGGGCUGCAGAGAUUGCACUUCGAAGUACCUUGGGCUUAUCAUAUUCGGACAAGAUCCCCGAGGGACCCCCGUCGACAACUCCAACAGUACAACACAACACAUCCACCACCCGUCCACAGGCACAACCUUCCGAAACCCGCGACCCAAACUUGGAUACCACCUCAUCUAAAUCACCUGCAAUCGACCAAAAGCCGUCUUCCGAGGAAAUCCCUCAUGCGUCUCAGACUGCUCCCACGUCAGUCCUCUACGAACGAGCCCGGCUGGCCGCCACAAAGGUCUCAUUUGCUUUUGAGAGGAAGUCGCUGGGCCCAAGUCCGAGGCGUGCGUGGACUACGGAGGAAGAGAAUGCUCUCAUGACUGGACUGGACCAAGUCAAAGGGCCUCAUUGGAGUCAAAUUCUAGCCAUGUAUGGGCCUGGAGGCACGAUUAGCGAAGCCCUGAAAGACCGAAAUCAGGUGCAGCUCAAGGACAAGGCGCGGAAUCUGAAGUUGUUCUUCCUGAAAGCCGGCAUCGAGGUACCCUAUUAUCUCAAAUACGUGACGGGUGAAUUGAAGACGCGUGCCCCAAACCAAGCCCUGCGGCAAGAAGCCAAGGAGCGGGACAAGCUUCUGGUAGAAGGGGAUGACGCUGGGUUAGAUGAGUUGACAGCCGAAAUUGAGGGCGAGGAACAGCUUGGGGAGGACGUAUUUGACUCUAUGUUCAGUCAGGAGUCAUCUCUCACCAACGAAGCCGAGCAAAGCACCCCCGCAGACGAAUCCAAGAAGCCUUUUGAACCAAGCAUGGCGGAUGUCGAGGCUAUCAUAGCCAAAGCAAGUGCACAGACGUCGCAGUCCAUUGGGUCGAGAUAG